AUGACAGAACAAAACAUCCUUGACGUGCAAGGUCAACAGCCUGCUCUGUACAAACUUUAUACCCAACUAUGCUCCGUCUUCCCGGUUGCCGAGACCUCCUCUCCGGAUGCCAUCCUCUCUACGUUGAGGAAUGGGAUGGACCGAUUGCGCGACAGCUUUCCAUGGCUGGCUGGUGAGGUCAUCAAUGAAGGCGCUAGUGAUGGGAAUACGGGUGUAUAUCGCAUUGUACCCUCGGACAGGAUUCCACUUGUUGUCAAAGAUCUCCGAGAAGACGCCUCCGCCCCGACAAUGGAAGACCUCCGGAAAGCCGGCUAUCCAUGCUCACUGCUGGAUGAAAGUACAUUCGCACCCGGCCUUACCCUGGACCUGCCUAUCAACUUUGGUCUCGCAUCCGAGUCCGCGUUUGUCUUCGCCAUUCAAGCGAAUUUUAUCGCCGGCGGCCUAGUUCUCACCUCUAUGUCACAGCACAAUGUCAUGGACAUGACGGGGCAUGCCCAGAUUAUUGACUGGCUAUCAAAGGCUUGCUACGGCCUUCAAUUUACAGAGGAGGAGGUGUCCUUUGGUAACCCUGACCGGCCCACGGCCAUCUCCUUGUUGGAUGAGCCGUAUGAACCCCGCCCCGAAUUGGCUCCCCAGAUGCUAGCCCAGCCAGAGGAAUCUGCCAGUGACCCAAACUUAUCGCAACCCCCUAAUUCGACCUGGGCGUAUCUGGAUUUUUCAGCCCAUUCGCUGGCAGAGCUCAAGUCUCUGGCAACAUCGACCCCUCUCAGACGGCUUCGUUUCGACCGACGAUACUAUCUGUGCUUUCCUAUGGAAACGCAUAUCCAGGGCCCGAAUCCCUCGCCUACAACCCGAUACAAAGUCCACUUUCGCCCGCGCAAUCGAUGUCCGGCAGCAUGUGGGUCUUCCAGCUCAAUACCCCGGUGUGCUGCAGAAUAUGACAUAUAG
This is a messenger RNA of Penicillium maclennaniae, 948 nucleotides long. RefSeq names its product fumigaclavine B O-acetyltransferase easN (gene fgaAT). Lineage: Eukaryota; Fungi; Ascomycota; Eurotiomycetes; Eurotiales; Aspergillaceae. The record is from RefSeq and is a predicted model, not a curated record. The coding region runs from base 1 to 948 and encodes 315 amino acids. The transcript has a single exon.